AUGGCAGCAACAGUCGACACAUCAGACGCAAAGAAACAUCAUAAACGUACUUUUACUGGUUUUGCGCAUCAAGAUUUGAAAAAAGAAAGAGCUAAGUGGUCGAAAGAAACUCUGGCACUAUGGGAAAAAUAUGGUGCUUCGGAACCUGUUGAUAAAGAUGGCUUUCAGAAGUCUUUCAUUCGUCACGUGACUACUACUUUGGCACGUUCGAGCUUAAAUGUUGACAACUUCAGUGCAUAUCAAGCAACUGCACACACUGUUCGGGACAGAUUGAUUGAAAGAUGGAAUGUAACACAACAGGCCCACACAUUGAAAGAUCCUAAACGUGUCUAUUAUUUCUCCUUGGAAUUUCUUUUAGGGAGAUCACUAGAUAAUGCUUUACUUAAUCUCGACUUAAAAGAACAAUUUGGCGAGGGUGUCAAGGAACUCGGUUUCCGUAUGGAAGAUGUCCUUGAACAAGAAGUUGAUGCAGCUCUUGGAAAUGGUGGUCUUGGGCGUCUUGCUGCUUGUUACAUGGACUCGCUGGCUACCUUGGAUUAUCCUGCCUGGGGUUAUGGUCUCCGCUAUACUUAUGGUAUUUUCCAACAAAGAUUGAAGGAUGGUUAUCAAAUGGAAUUCCCUGAUUACUGGCUAAAUUUUGAUAAUCCUUGGGAAUUGCAACGUCUCGAUAUUGCCAUCGAAAUUCGAUUCGGAGGAUCUGUAUCCAAAUAUACCGAUGAAAAUGGUCACAUAAGAAGUAGAUGGGAAGGCGGCGAUGCUGUUCAAGCGGUAGCUUACGACGUUCCAAUUCCAGGUUAUGGAACCAAAAAUUGUAUAAACAUUCGUCUCUGGAGCAGUAAACCAAAAAGGCAAUUUGACCUUAGUCGCUUUAAUGAAGGUGAAUAUGAACAAGCUGUCCAAGAACAAAUGAAAGCGGAAAAUAUUACUGCGGUCUUGUAUCCGAACGAUAAUCAUAUGGUUGGAAAAGAGUUGCGUCUUAAACAACAAUACUUUUGGGUUGCCGCAAGUCUUUCUGAUAUUAUUCGUCGUUUUAAAAAAACUGAACGGGAUUGGGAUCAAUUCCCUGAAAAAGUUGCAAUUCAACUUAAUGACACGCAUCCGACACUUGCAAUUGUUGAGUUGCAACGAAUUUUAGUAGAUGAGGAGGGUCUCAAUUGGGAUGAUGCUUGGGAUAUUGUUACUCGCACUUUUGCAUUUACAAAUCACACAGUUCUUCCUGAAGCAAUGGAAAAAUGGCCUGUACCUAUGGUGGAAUAUUUAUUGCCCAGACAUAUGCAAAUUAUUUUUGAUGUUAAUCUGUUCUUUUUGCAAAAAGUUGAACAACAAUAUCCAAAUGAUCGUGAUGUUCUUGCGAGAAUGUCUAUUAUUGAAGAAGCUACGCCACAAUUUGUUCGAAUGGCACAUCUUGCUGUUGUCGGAUCCCAUCGGGUAAAUGGUGUCGCUGCACUUCACUCGAAUUUAAUCAAAACAACGAUCUUUAAAGAUUUCGUCAAAUACUUUGGCGCUGAUAAAUUCGAAAAUAAAACAAAUGGUAUAACGCCACGCAGGUGGCUACAUCAAGCCAACCCCAAAUUAAGUGAACUAAUUACUGAAGCACUUGGCCAUAAAAAAUGGUUAAAGGACUUGAAUUUACUAAAGAAUUUGGAACAACAUGUUAAGAACAAGGAUUUCAGACGUCGGUGGAUUGCAGUCAAACAUUCGAAUAAGGUUCGUUUGGCAGAAUAUAUUAAAUCAAAGACUGGAAUCGAUGUAAAUCCCAAUUCUUUGUUUGAUGUGCAAGUGAAACGAAUUCACGAAUAUAAACGUCAAUUCAUGAAUAUUUUGGGUGUUAUUCAUCGAUAUCACGAACUAAAAUCAUUAACACCCGAAGAACGACAAAACGUUGUUCCAAGAGUUGUGAUAUUCGGUGGCAAAGCAGCACCUGGAUACUACAUUGCCAAAUUAGUCAUUAAACUUAUUAAUAAUGUAUCGGCAGUGGUGAAUGCAGAUGAAAGCAUCGAAGAUCUGUUGAAGGUUGUAUUCAUCCCCGAUUACAACGUCUCGCUUGCCGAAAUAAUCAUUCCUGCUUCUGAUAUUUCGCAACAUAUAUCAACGGCCGGUACUGAGGCUUCAGGCACCAGCAAUAUGAAGUUUGUGUUGAAUGGUGGAUUGAUUCUUGGUACAGUUGACGGAGCUAACAUUGAGAUUCACGAAGAAAUCGGGGAUGAUAAUAUCUUUUUGUAUCGCAAUGUUCCUAUUGACCCUGCUCUACAAUCCGUUAUCACAUCAAUCGAAACUGGAAACUUUGGAGACGCGCGUAUUUUCUCACCUCUAAUUAAUACAUUAACUUUCGGCAAAGACUAUUACCUCAUUUCUGACGACUUUGGCUCGUAUCUUGAUGCCCAGAAGUUGGUUGACGAGGCAUACAAGGAUCAAGAUGAUUGGUCUAAAAAGAGUAUUUUGUGUACUGCAAGAAUGGGAUUUUUCUCUAGUGACAGGGCAAUAAGAGAGUAUGCUGAGCAAAUAUGGGAAGUAAAGCCUGUCCCAGUACAACCGGAAUAA
This is a messenger RNA of Ambispora leptoticha, 2541 nucleotides long. The record is from the annotation of a GenBank genome assembly. NCBI's taxonomy places the organism in Eukaryota, Fungi, Glomeromycota, Glomeromycetes, Archaeosporales, Ambisporaceae.